GGCCUGUUCGGUCAUUCCCGAAACAAUCUCGAAUUUCUCUUCGGAGAGGCGGAGAUCGCCGAAAUGGCUAAACAACAGUCGCCGGCGAACGAUUCUUCCGAUGAGUACACUUCCGGUUCUUCUGCGGAGGAAGAGACGAGCAAGGAUCAGGCCAACGAUCAGGAGGACGGGGAGGAGGUCGAGGGCGUUUCUCGGAGCACAGAUGGUUCCGACGAUGGUGGCGAGGAGGAGGAGGACGCAGUCGGCGGAGAUUUUGAAGGAGAAGAUGAGAAUGAGGAAGAUGAUGCCAAUGCAAAUGAAGUAUCCAAGAGAGAAAAGGCCAGACUUAAAGAGAUGCAGAGGGUUAAGAAGCAAAAGAUACAGGAAAUACUUGACACCCAAAAUGCUGCUGUCGACGCUGACAUGAAUAAUAAAGGGAAAGGCCGUCUGAAAUAUCUGCUGGAGCAGACAGAGUUGUUUGCUCAUUUUGCAAAAGGUGAAAAGCCUGCUUCUCAGAAGAAGGCAAAAGGAAGAGGACGCCAUGCUUCAAAGUUAACUGAAGAGGAAGAGGAUGAAGAAUAUCUUAAAGAGGAAGAAGAUGGCCUCUCAGGAACUGGAAAUACGAGACUUGUGGCACAACCAUCCUGUAUACAGGGAAAGAUGAGAGAUUACCAACUUGCUGGUUUAAACUGGCUUAUACGACUUUAUGAGAAUGGCAUUAACGGAAUACUUGCAGAUGAAAUGGGACUUGGUAAAACUCUGCAAACCAUAUCCCUAUUGGGUUACUUGCAUGAGUUCAGAGGGAUUACAGGCCCUCACAUGGUUGUUUCACCAAAAUCUACACUUGGGAAUUGGAUGAAUGAAAUAAAAAGGUUUUGUCCUGUUUUACGUGCUGUUAAGUUUCUUGGAAAUCCUGAUGAAAGAAAAUAUAUUCGGGACGAAUUACUUGUUGCUGGCAAGUUUGACGUUUGUGUCACAAGUUUUGAAAUGGUUGUCAAGGAGAAGUCUGCCUUGCGUCGGUUUAGCUGGCGCUAUAUUAUCAUUGAUGAAGCUCAUCGAAUCAAGAAUGAAAAUUCGAUUCUCUCGAAAACAAUGAGGCUCUAUAGUACUAACUACAGACUUCUAAUCACAGGAACUCCACUUCAGAAUAAUCUUCAUGAACUAUGGUCUCUUCUCAACUUUUUACUCCCGGAAAUCUUUAGCUCUGCCGAGACCUUUGAUGAAUGGUUCCAAAUAUCUGGUGAAAAUGAUCAGCAAGAAGUUGUACAGCAACUGCACAAGGUUCUUCGUCCCUUUCUUCUGAGAAGGUUGAAGUCUGAUGUUGAGAAAGGUUUGCCUCCCAAGAAAGAAACUAUACUUAAAGUGGGUAUGUCCCAGGUGCAAAAGCAAUAUUAUAGGGCUUUGCUACAGAAAGAUCUUGAGGUUGUAAAUGCUGGUGGAGAGCGCAAACGCCUCCUCAAUAUAGCCAUGCAGCUAAGGAAAUGCUGUAACCAUCCUUAUUUAUUUCAAGGUGCUGAGCCUGGUCCACCUUAUACAACAGGAGAACAUCUUAUAGAGAAUUCAGGGAAGAUGGUUCUACUUGACAAGUUGCUUGGAAAGCUAAAAGAACGUGGUUCCAGGGUUUUAAUAUUUUCCCAGAUGACAAGGCUGCUGGACAUUCUUGAAGACUACUUAAUGUUCCGAGGAUACUUGUACUGUAGGAUUGAUGGAAAUACUGGUGGGGAAGAUCGAGAUGCUUCCAUCGAGGCCUUCAAUAGACCAGGCAGUGAGAAAUUUGUAUUUCUACUGUCAACUAGAGCUGGAGGUCUAGGAAUCAACCUGGCCACCGCUGAUAUUGUCAUUCUUUAUGACAGUGACUGGAAUCCACAGGUUGAUUUACAGGCCCAGGACCGUGCUCAUAGAAUUGGGCAAAAGAAGGAAGUCCAAGUUUUUCGGUUCUGCACAGAGUACACAAUUGAGGAGAAAGUGAUUGAAAGGGCAUAUAAAAAGCUUGCUCUUGAUGCAUUAGUUAUCCAGCAAGGGAGACUAGCAGAGCAAAAAACUGUUAAUAAGGAUGAGCUACUGCAAAUGGUGAGAUUUGGUGCUGAGAUGGUUUUCAGUUCCAAAGACAGCACAAUAACUGAUGAAGAUAUCGACAGAAUUAUUGCCAAGGGGGAAGAGGCAACUGCUGAACUUGAUGCUAAAAUGAAAAAAUUUACAGAAGAUGCUAUCAAAUUCAAAAUGGACGACACUGCCGAUUUGUAUGAUUUUGAUGAUGAAAAGGAUGAGAAUAAGCUUGAUUUCAAGAAGCUUGUUAGUGACAAUUGGAUUGAACCGCCAAAAAGAGAACGAAAGCGCAAUUACUGUGAAUCAGAAUAUUUCAAACAGACAAUGCGUCAUACUGCUCCUGCAAAACCCAAAGAGCCCCGACUUCCUCGAAUGCCACAAUUGCAUGACUUCCAGUUCUUCAACACACAGCGUUUAAGUGAGCUAUUUGAAAAAGAAGUGCGCCAUCAUAUGGCAAAUCAGAAGAAUCAAGCAAAAGAUGCAGUAGAUGUGGAUGAACCUGAAGACGGAGGAGAUCCUUUGACUGCUGAGGAGCAGGAAGAGAAAGAACAAUUGCUGGAGGAAGGAUUUUCGACAUGGAGCAGAAAAGACUUCAAUACAUUCAUCAGGGCUUGUGAAAAGUACGGCCGAAAUGAUAUCACACUAAUUGCUUCUGAAAUGGAAGGGAAAACAGAGGAGGAAGUCUCAAGAUAUGCGCAAGUUUUCAACGAACGAUACAAGGAGUUAAAUGAUUAUGAUAAGAUCAUUAAGAACAUUGAAAGAGGAGAAGCCCGGAUUGCACGGAAAGAUGAGAUAAUGAAGGCACUCCGGAAGAAGUUGGAUCGCUACAAGAACCCAUGGCUGGAUUUAAAGAUCCAAUAUGGCCAGAACAAAGGAAAAUUGUACAACGAAGAAUGUGACCGUUUCAUGAUAUGCAUGAUUCACAAACUAGGAUAUGGGAACUGGGAUGAGCUAAAGUCUGCCUUCCGGACUUCCUCAUUGUUCCGGUUUGAUUGGUUUGUGAAGUCUCGAACCACUCAAGAACUCGCAAGGAGAUGCGAUACGCUUAUCCGAUUGGUGGAGAAGGAAAACCAAGAAUACGAUGAAAGGGAGAGGCAGGCUCGAAAAGAGAAAAAACUGGCAAAGAGCAUGGCCUCAUCUUCAUCAUCGAGGCGAGCUGCGGCCCGACAAGCUAAUGUGGAAAGCAGUAUUACAAUGCUCAAGAAGCGGAAGCAUGCAUUGAUGGAUGACAAUGGAAAGAAGAGAAAAUGAUGAGUGCCGUUUCAUAUUAUAUGUUCUUUUGUUGGUGGAUCAUUUUGGGGUAAAAUUUCCACAUCCUUGACUUGUUCUUUCCUUCUUCAUUACUCUCAUUUAAAAAUUUGCUUAUCUUUUUAGUAAAAAUUAUAUUAUUUUUGUGUUAUUUAAUAUAUAUUUACUAUAAAAUGUAAAAAAUAUCAAUUAUUAUUUGUUUCUAGUAAAACUUGUGCUAAAACGGCGGAUGGAUACUAAUUUUAGGGAUCUAG
Messenger RNA from Andrographis paniculata, 3527 nucleotides. Its product is annotated as ISWI chromatin-remodeling complex ATPase CHR11-like. NCBI's taxonomy places the organism in Eukaryota, Viridiplantae, Streptophyta, Magnoliopsida, Lamiales, Acanthaceae. The record is from RefSeq and is a predicted model, not a curated record. Gene Ontology annotation, molecular function: nucleosome binding; histone binding; ATP hydrolysis activity. Gene Ontology annotation, cellular component: chromatin; nucleus. Gene Ontology annotation, biological process: regulation of transcription by RNA polymerase II; nucleosome organization. Bases 64 to 3276 code for a protein of 1070 amino acids. The transcript is spliced from 25 exons.